Molecule: messenger RNA, 306 nt
Organism: Microthlaspi erraticum
Lineage: Eukaryota; Viridiplantae; Streptophyta; Magnoliopsida; Brassicales; Brassicaceae
Source: the annotation of a GenBank genome assembly
AUGAAGAACGUAGCAUUGUUGCUUAUCGCAUUCAUCAUACUCUCAGCAUCUUUUCCUCCUCCGACAAAUGCUAUAGCUGUAGACGGCAGCAGAUCCAAGAGGAGCGGAGAAUCAUGUCUUACAAAUGCACUUCAGACUUGCUUUGACGGCAUUGCCAAAGGCAUGAUGAUGUCGACUACAUGUUGUGAGAGUCUGAAAGCGAACCAAUCAUGUCUCUGUGAUUUGAUCAAAUCCCGUUUACCCAUCGAUCGCAAUGUCAUUAACACUCAUCUCAAGUCUUGUGGUAUUCCUGACCUACAAUGUUGA